Daucus carota subsp. sativus is the source of this 886-nucleotide messenger RNA. Its product is annotated as NDR1/HIN1-like protein 1. Lineage: Eukaryota; Viridiplantae; Streptophyta; Magnoliopsida; Apiales; Apiaceae. The record is from RefSeq and is a predicted model, not a curated record. Gene Ontology annotation, cellular component: plasma membrane; plasmodesma. The transcript has a single exon. The coding region runs from base 144 to 779 and encodes 211 amino acids. Gene Ontology annotation, biological process: defense response to other organism.
AGAGAAUCAGUUCCCUUUCUCUUAGUCACAAAAGCUGUUCCUUUAGUCACAAGAGUUAUCCUAUAUAGCUUCACAUAAUACACUACACUUCUCUCCGUUCAUUUCUCCAUACUGUCAUCUCAAAAACGUUACCAUAUCACCAUAUGGGAAACACAAAAGAGUGCGACAGCCACAGCGGAGGUGGCGCAAGAGGCCUCCGCGGCCUCUGCGCCUGCCUCCUCGUCUUCUGCUUCAUCAUACUUCUUGUCUUUCUCAUCACUUGGGCCAUCCUCCAACCCAAAAAGCCCCGCUUCAUGAUCCAAGACGCCACCAUCUACGCCUUCAAAAUCUCCUCCAGUCCAGACCUCUUCACCUCCAACCUCCAAGUCACCAUCUCCUCGCGUAAUCCCAACAGCAGAAUCGGCAUAUACUACGACAAACUUGACAUCUACGCUUCCUACAGAGACCAACAAAUCACCUACUUCACCGCCGCACCCGCAUCGUACCAAGGCCACAAGACAGACACUGUGUGGUCACCUUUUGUUUACGGGACCAGCGUGCCGGUGGCUCCAGCCAAUGCGGAUGCGCUGAGCAAGGAUCAGGCCAACGGUGCGAUAUCGCUGAUGAUCAAGAUUAAUGGACGGGUGAGAUGGAGAGUCGGGAGCUUCAUCUCCGGACAUUAUCAUCUUCAUGUUUCUUGCCCUGCCUACAUUCCUUUUGGUAACAAAAACGGCGAUACGACUAUGGUGGGCAGUGGUGUCAAGUACCAGCUAUCACAGAAGUGCAAAGUCGACGUAUGAUUAUUUAUGUUGAGCAAUUAAUUUUAUCUUUUGUUUUCUCAUAUAUAUGUAAAUUCUGGCAAGUAAUAAAAUACCGACAUAAAGGGCCGGUGCAUUUCAUCUUUUCU